AUGGUGAGCUCCAAGCUCGCACUCGUGCUCAUGCUCACCGCUGGCGGUGCCAUGGGCCGUUCUUCCAGCUCUUUCAGACGGCUGGACCGUCGCCAAGGAUUCGGUAACAACGGCGCUGAUCCUCUCAACCAUCCCGCUGCUCCUGGCGGUGGCGGUGGCAGUGGCAGUGGCGGCGGCGGUGGUGGAGGUGGUUUUGGCAACAACGGUGCUGAUCCUCUUAACCACCCUGCUGGCCCUGGUUCACAGCUCGUCGCUGCAUCCGCUGGCGGUCAGCAGCAUUGGUCUACCGACGUGUCGGGUAUGACUGGUGCUGAGCUGAAGAAGAGCCUCCCCUCCGGCUUUUUCCUUGGCUCUUCUGUCGACAACCCGGACCUCAAGGAUCCCCUCGUCGCUCCUCUCGUUAAGUACAUGCCUUGGGUGACGCCCGGCAAUUCUUUGAAGAUGGUCAAUAUCUACGAGAGCGAGAGCUCCUGGACAGAGCUUCUCAACGGCGUGACCAAGGCCAACCCUGGCGUUGACGUCAAAUGGAAAUAUCACACGGUGAUCUGGGGUGCCGAGACGAGCCAGAAAAUGAUGCAGCAGUCGUUCAGCAAGGAGGCCAUGAUGAAGACCAUCACCGAGUUUGUCAGCACCAAGAUGUGUCCCAAGAUCAUGAAGGAGGCCAACUUCUGGGCCAUCGACGUUCUCAAUGAGGUCUUUGACGACAGCGGAAACGGCUUCAAGAAGAAUGGCUACUUUGAAGUCAUCGGCGAAGAGGGCUACAAGCAGAUCCUCAAGCUCGUCAAGAAGGAGUGCCCCAACUACAAGCUCAUUGUCAACGACUACGGCAUGGAGUCCAAGAAUGCCAAGUCGGACUUUGCCUUCAAGACGAUCAAGCAGUGGCUGGCCGAAGGUGUGCCCGUCGACGCAUUUGGUCUGCAGUUCCACGUGCAGCUCACCAACACGUACUCGGACAUGCUCGCCUCGAUCAAGCGCUGGACCUCGGAAGACAUCCCCGUCGUGUUGUCCGAGAUCGACAUCCCCAUCAACCUGCCUCCCAACAAGGACGACCUGGAAAAGCAGGCGCAGCAGUACGGCAACGUGAUCCAGGCAGCCCUCGAAGGCGGUGCCUUCGGUGCUACCAUGUGGGGUCUCACGGACGCACACACCUGGUUCGGCACCCAGACGGAACAGGGCCAGGGCCAUGGAAAGGAGGCUGCACCCCUGCUCUUUGAUGCCCAGGGAAAGCCUAAGCCUGCCGUCGCUGCCAUUGUUGACGUGUUCAAGAAGUGGGGCAGCAAGCCUGUCGGUAUCAAGGGUGGCUCUGCUAACGACAUCAAGGACAACGGCAAGUCUGGCUCUGGUUCCGCUGGAUCGGGUGCUGACACCUCUGGUGACGGCGCUGGCACCGGCACUGGCUCUGGUUCAACUGACGAAACUGGCACCGGCGCGGCAACUGACACGACCGCUGGUCCCGGUGCUGGUCCCGGUGCUGGUCCCGGUGCUGGUCCCGGUGCUGGUCCCAGUGCUGGAACUGGCACUGGCACUGGUUCCACUGACGGACCUGGCGCUAGUACUGGCUCAGGUGACUGCGCUGGCCCUGGCAAUGAAGCGGAUGGUUCUGGUUCUGGUUCUGGCGCUGGUUCCGGUGCGGGUUCUGGUGCUGGCGCUAAAACGAAUGAUCACUCAGCCGGUGGCGGACAGGACGCCGCCGCCGAUGCCGACGCUAGCGGACAAAAGCCGAUCGACAAGGGACCUCCUGACAAUGGUGCUGGUGGCUCUGGCUCUGGCUCGGGCUCGGGCUCGGGUUCGGGCUCUGGUUCUGUUUCUGGUUCGGGUUCUGGUUCGGGUGCCGGUUCGGGUGAUGGCCCUGGUGCUGGUGCUGGCGGAGAUGCUGGUCCUGGCGGUUUCCCUGGAGCUGGUGGUGGAUUCCCAGGCGCCGGCGGCUUCCCUGGAGCUGGUGCCGGUGGACCCCCGGGUGGACCUCCUGGCGGACCUCCUGGAGGCGCUCCUGGUGGAGCUAACAACUACUGGGCCGGUCACCACGACGGCUGGGGCCAAAACGGUGGGGGCUGGGGUGGUGCCCCUGGCGGUGCUGGCGGUCCUCCUGGUAGCUUCCCUGGCGUCGCGCACACUGGUCCGGUUGCCAAAGACUUCGGCUUCGGUGGACCCGAUGGUGGCCUGGACCAAGGCCACAAGCCCAUGCACAAGCGUGCCAUGGCUAUGCGUCGUCGCCGUUAA
Molecule: messenger RNA, 2220 nt
Organism: Sporisorium graminicola
Lineage: Eukaryota; Fungi; Basidiomycota; Ustilaginomycetes; Ustilaginales; Ustilaginaceae
Exons: 2
Coding region: 1-2220 (739 amino acids)
Biological process (GO): carbohydrate metabolic process
Molecular function (GO): hydrolase activity, hydrolyzing O-glycosyl compounds
Source: RefSeq, a predicted model, not a curated record